AAUCGGGUGCUGUAUCUCUAGCUCUCAAGUUGCUUCGCCAAAACCAACUCCGACCAGAGAACAAUCCACGAUCCGUGCAAUACGGCUGUCGACGACCAAACAUGUCGCAUAUGACGAUCUCGGGAGACAGCUGACCACCGCCCUGACCGCAUCCCCUCCGAACCGGCCGCAAUGGCCUUCUACCCAUCCAACGGCUCCACGGCGGCCGACAGCUCCGUCUUCCCGUCGGGCGGCUUCGAGGGCGCCGUCGACGGCAUGGCUGGCCUGCAGCUGGACGACGACGCCGCAGCCGGCCUGUCGAUAUUCGACGUGUCGCCUGUGCGCCUCGAGUUCUCGGUCGCCGCCGACUUCGUGGCCGCCCAGGUCGCCAACAACGUCCUGGUCCUGGCCCUGUCCAACGGCCGCAUCCUGCGCAUCGACCUCGACCGCCCCCAGGACAUCGACGACGUCGACCUGCCCCGCAAGCCGUCCGAGGCCGGCGUCGUCCGCCGCAUGUUCCUCGACCCCACCGCCUCCCACCUCAUCAUCUGCACCUCCCAGGGCGAGAACUACUACCUCCACGCCCAGUCGCGCCAGCCGAGGCCCCUGUCCCGCCUGCGCGGCGUCGUCAUCGAGAGCAUCGCCUGGAAUCCCGCCCUCCCCACCGCCUCGACCCGCGAGAUCCUCGUCGGCGCCUCGGACGGCAACAUCUACGAGACCUUUAUCGAGACCUCCAACGAGUUCUACAAGAAGGAGGAGAAGUACCUCAAGAAUGUCCACAAGCUGCCUGAUGGGGGCCCCGUCACCGGCCUCUGGGCCGAGGCCCUGCCCGGCCGCGGACCGGCCGCGGACCAGAAGGUCGUCAUGAUAGCCAGCCACUCCCGCCUGUACCAUCUGGUCGGCAAGGCCGGUCGCACCGGCCAGCAUCACCACGAUGGCUCUGCCUACACUCGCCUGUUCGAUGCCGAGGAGCCCACAGUUCACGAGCUGACCAGGCCCACCUCGUCCUCGAGCGCUCGCUCGGCUCCCCUGGCUGCCCCCUCGAGCCUCGUUGUGUCCCCCGACCCCCAAGAUUCGCAGGACUCGGGCCGACCACUGCAGGGCGCCGCUCCCGAGCGCGUCUUUGCCUGGCUCUCCUCUCAGGGCGUCUUUCACGGCCCCUUGCUCACGGGGCCGGCAGGACCGGGGCUUGGUGCCAAGGUGUUCGCCGAGGCGAAGCUCCUGCCGAGAUCGCAGCUCGCGGCAACGACGGAUUCCUCGGGUCGGAGGAGGGCAGCGGGCGGCUCCGAGCCCGUCGAGAUGGUGGCGCUGACGCAGUGGCACGUCCUCUGCCUCGUUGGCCAGCGCAUAGUCGCUGCCAACCGGCUGACGGGCGACAUCGUGCUCGACCAAAAGAUCCUGGAGCCGGGCCAGCGGGCGGCGAACCUGUGUGUGGAUCUGCAAAAGAACACGUUCUGGCUCUUUACGGCCCAAGAGAUCUUCGAGAUCGUAGUGCGGGACGAGGAUCGCGACAUCUGGCGCAUCAUGCUGCGGUCGCAGCAGUUUGACGCCGCUAUGCGGUACGCGCGCACCCCGGCACAGCGCGACGCCGUCGCCACCGCGUCGGGCGACUACCUCGUAGGCAAGGGGCUCUUUGCCGAGGCUGCUGGCGUCUAUGGCCGGAGCAGCAAGCCUUUCGAGGAGGUUGCGCUCACCUUGAUCGAUGCUGGGGAGGCAGAUGCCCUGCGCAAGUACCUGCUGGUCAAGCUUGCGUCUUACAAGAAGUCGGCGGUCAUGCAGAGGAUCAUGAUCGCCACGUGGCUGAUCGAGGUCUUCAUGGCCAAGCUGAACUCGCUUGAUGACACCAUCGUCACCAAGGCAGAGCUUGGGGCCACAGACGCCAGUCCAGCCGAGACCAGGGAGCGGCUGGAUACGGUGAGGGGGGAGUAUCAGGACUUUGUGACCAAGUACAAGUCGGACCUCGACCGCAAGACGGUGUAUGCCAUCGUCAGCAGUCAUGGGCGCGAGGAGGAGCUGCUGUUCUUCGCCAACGCCGUAAACGACUACAACUACGUGCUCUCGUACUGGGUCCAGCGUGAGAAGUGGGCCGAGGCGCUUGGGGUGCUCAAGAGGCAGACUGAAGCCGAGGUGUUUUACCGGUACAGCAGCGUGUUGAUGGCACACGUGGCUACGGAUCUGGUCGAGAUCCUCAUGCGGCAGUCGACGCUCAACCCCCGGAGCCUCAUCCCCGCGCUGCUCGAGUACGAUCGCAACUACAAGGGGCCGGCGGCGCAGAACCAGGCGAUCCGCUACCUGCAGUACGUGGUCAACCAGCUCAACUCGACCGACGCGGCGGUGCACAACACGCUCGUGUCCAUGUACGCGGCGUCCGGGUCGGGCUCUUCGGGCCCGCGCGACGAGGUGGCGCUGCUGUCGUACCUCGAGGCGCAGGGCGACGAGCCGCGGUACGAUCCGGACUUUGCGUUACGGCUGUGCAUCCAGCACCGGCGCGUGCUCUCGUGCGUGCACAUCUACACCAGCCUGGGCCAGUACUUGCAGGCGGUGGACCUGGCGCUGUCGCACGACGAGCUCGAGCUGGCGGCUGUGGUGGCGGACCGGCCCAUGUCGAACCCGGCGCUGCGCAAGCGGCUGUGGCUGGCGGUGGCGCGGCGCGUCAUCUCGCGCUCCGACGGCGGCGGGAUCCGGUCGGCCAUCGAUUUCCUGCGGCGCUGCGACCUGCUCCGGAUCGAGGACCUGAUCCCCUUCUUCCCCGACUUUGUCGUCAUCGACGACUUCCGCGAGGAGAUCUGCGCGGCGCUCGAGGACUACGGGCGUAGCAUCGACUCGCUCAAGCGCGAGAUGGAGGAGUCGUCGCAGACGGCGGCCAACAUCCGCGUCGACAUCGCCGCGCUCGACCGGCGCUACGCCAUCGUGGAGCCGGGCGAGAAGUGCUACUCGUGCGGCCUGCCGCUGCUGAGCCGCCAGUUCUUCGUCUUCCCCUGCCAGCACGCCUUCCACUCCGACUGCCUGGGCCGCCGGGUCAUGGAGCAGGCCGGCGUGGCCCGGUCGCGCCGCAUCAAGGAGCUACAGGUGCAGAUCUCCAAGGGGCUCGUGGCGGGCGCCAAGAAGGAGGAGAUGAUUGCCGAGCUGGACGCCCUGGUGGCUGCGUCAUGUAUUCUCUGCAGUGAUUACGCGAUCAAGAUGAUCGACGAGCCGUUUGUGAGGGAAGACGAGAACAAGGCCGAAUGGGCGUUGUAGUAGCGAUAGGGUGUUGGUGAAGAAGGGGGAUUGAGGGAGAGCAGGAGUUCGCCAUUGCGACUAUACCCCGGAUGUAAUGCAUGUGUGUAUGGCUAUACUAGCUGCUGGGUUGUGGGAUUGAGCGGAGGGAAGGAGAGGAUGUAUAUACACUUUGGACGCCGCAGGGGGGGUUAGUCGCUUCGGUGCAUGGCACUGGUGCAUAGCAGCUGAUUUUUAUGGAUUUCUUGGAUGGGCAUGACUAGAUGCCUAUGGCGAUUUGGUUGUUCUUGAUAACGAAAGAGUGCCUCUGCUUGAUUCCGCUCCCCACCGCAUCAAGUCCUAGUUGAACUGUAUAAGCUCCUAACCCGAGCCGAAAUAGCAGAUACGAAGACUCUCGGUC
Molecule: messenger RNA, 3595 nt
Organism: Gaeumannomyces tritici R3-111a-1
Lineage: Eukaryota; Fungi; Ascomycota; Sordariomycetes; Magnaporthales; Magnaporthaceae
Product: vacuolar membrane protein pep3
Exons: 2
Coding region: 172-3216 (1014 amino acids)
Biological process (GO): vesicle-mediated transport; endosome organization; vacuole organization
Cellular component (GO): endosome; HOPS complex
Molecular function (GO): protein-macromolecule adaptor activity
Source: RefSeq, a predicted model, not a curated record